This is a messenger RNA of Penicillium taxi, 1206 nucleotides long. Its product is annotated as mitochondrial 54S ribosomal protein mL44. The transcript has a single exon. The record is from RefSeq and is a predicted model, not a curated record. Bases 1 to 1206 code for a protein of 401 amino acids. Gene Ontology annotation, molecular function: ribonuclease III activity; double-stranded RNA binding. Gene Ontology annotation, cellular component: nucleus. Gene Ontology annotation, biological process: regulation of gene expression; primary miRNA processing; rRNA processing. NCBI's taxonomy places the organism in Eukaryota, Fungi, Ascomycota, Eurotiomycetes, Eurotiales, Aspergillaceae.
AUGUCUCUUACCGCCCAGAUGAAGAGAUUGCAGCUUCAACGAUGGAGCAGCACCGUCCUUGCGCCGCAGGCUCGGGCUACUAACAGAUUGCAUCAACAACUUUGCUCCGCCGGGUGUCGGCACAACUCAACUGCUGCGGCAGUUGAAUCACAAGCUACAUCUCAAAAUGGAAUUACGGCGGAUGAGGCUGCGGCAGAGCUGAAGCGCCAAAUCCGAAAAAUGCACAAACGCAAGUCAGAACUCCAAUAUCCCUCUCCUCCGGUUGAAGCCGCAUCCAAGUCGGCUAAGCUUGCAGCCCUCCACGCUCGACUCUACCUCCCCUCCCGAUUACCUCUUCAGACACUCGCGCGGACACUGGUCGAUGCUUCCGCGGAUUCAAAUUCCGAUUUCAACAACAAAUCGUUGGCCACUCUUGGCGAUGACCUUCUCAACUCCUACACCACCGAGCACCUUAUUUGCACUUAUCCUCGCCUUCCCCUGAGUGUCAUCUUCGCAGCCACAUACGCCUAUGUCGGUCCCCAAACCCUCGCAUCCAUGACUCGGGAAUGGGGUGUAGAUUUCGCGUCCAUCCCCGGAGGAGAGGUCGACCCUGGUUUACUUCAGUUCAAGCGGGUUGAACCUGGUACUGAGCUCGAGGAAAAAGGCUCAUUAAGGCCAUAUGCUGAAAAGAAAUGGAAGAAAACAGUCACCUCACAAAUUUUUUAUGAUGAUCAAUUUGGUCAGGCUUCUCAGCGGUCAAAGUCUGGUGUUACCGCCGAUGAGGCUAGUUCCACCUUCAUCCGUGCUGUGGUAGGCGCAAUCUACCUGCAUGCUGGUCGCACAGCCGCCAAGCGGUUCUUUGAGCAGCACUUCCUUUCUCGACACCUUGACAUUUCAAGCCUAUUCAACUUCUCCCAGCCCUCCAGGGAUCUGGCCCGCUUGUGUGCACGUGAAAACUUCGAGCGUCCCAUCGCUAAGAUAAUCAGUGAGACUGGUCGCCUAAGCAGACAUCCUGUCUUUUUGGUUGGCAUUUUCUCUGGCCAGGAUAAACUGGGUGAGGCUGCUGGAGCCAGUCUUGUUGAGGCCCGAGAGAGGGCAUCUCUUAGUGCACUAAAGGGCUGGUACCUGUACAGCCCACUCAACGUACGGGUCCCCAGCUCUAUGGAGGAAGAGGGUGCUACUCCCUGGAAGCCUGCAUACGUUGACUUGGGUGAAGUGAUUGUUUAA